AACUCUAGGGGCUUUUUUCUCAGUGAGAGAGAGAGUUGGAGAUUGCUGUUUUCAACUGAAGGCGGAUCCACAAUUUCCAGUCAAAUCACAGGCAGAUGACCGGCAGCAAGGUCAAAGAGAAGGGGAUGCCGGGGUCUGCUGGCCGAACGCCCCCACAGGGGCAGUCCAAGCAUGACCUCCCUCCUGAGCUCAGCGAGACGCUAAGGGCUCACUCCACCCAGCUGGCCCAAGCCCUGGCAGACGCCGACCCCCCGCAGGCGGGGACAGUGACCAAGGAGGAUUUUAGAGGCAUCUGCAGCCGCCAAUUCCCACUCUGGAGUGAUGAACAGUUUGAGAACCUGUGGAGCCACAUGCCACUCGACGCUAGCGGGAAGCUGAAAUACCGUGACUUCUUGGCCAAGUUCUGCAGGAAAAUGGCAACCCCACCCCUGACCUCCACCAACCCUGCUGGGGUUCCUGAGAGAGGCUCCAGGCCUGUCUCCCUGUCUGGGGGCAGCACCAGCUAUCCACACCCUGAAGCUGCACCCGCUCCAACGAGCCACUCCCAGACCCUGGGGCAUCCAGUGUGUCCAGAGCGCCUGGCGCCACCCCUGCCGACCUGCGAGCCCAUCGAGCAGAGGCUGAGGAAAAAAAUUCAGAGCUGCUGGAAAGCCCUGCUGAAAGAAUGCUCAGGCAAAGAUCUAGACCAACAAGGAGAAAUGGCCAUUGCAGAUUUCUGGGCUCUAGCAGAGAAGUUCGGCCUGAACUUCAGUAAAGUUGAUCAGCAGCAGCUUACGGCCAAAUACGACAAGAAGAGCAAUGGACGGUUUGCCUACUGUGACUUCCUCCAAGGCUAUGUGCUGCUGUUCACGGCCCAGAAGCCUUCAGUGCUCCGAAGGCUGAAGAUCCAGAAGCCCUCGAUGCUGGAAGGCCCUGGUCCCCAGAGUCCAAAGCUUUUCGCCGUCCUGCUCCGGAUCCAGCCCCAAAUCCUGCACUGCUGGAGACCUCUGCGACGCACCUUUAAAGAGUAUGACCAGGCCAGAACGGGGAUGAUGGACGUGGCAGAUUUCAGAGAGGUUCUGCUGCAAUAUGGGAUUAGCCUCUCUGAGGAAGAGUUCUUUCACAUUAAGGAAUAUUAUGACAGAACCUUAUCUUCCAAAAUGGCUUACAAUGACUUCUUGCGCGUGUUCCUUCAGUAGGUCAUGAUCUGGGACCACUCAGGCAUCCUCGGCCCCUUGGAACUGUAAGCAGUGGGCCUGGUUCCUGAUUCAUCCUUGGCUGGUUUCACAGAGACAAAU
Messenger RNA from Tachyglossus aculeatus (Australian echidna), 1277 nucleotides. It is a transcript of the gene EFCAB6, whose product is annotated as EF-hand calcium binding domain 6. The transcript is spliced from 7 exons. Gene Ontology annotation, cellular component: nucleoplasm. Bases 96 to 1178 code for a protein of 360 amino acids. Lineage: Eukaryota; Metazoa; Chordata; Mammalia; Monotremata; Tachyglossidae. Gene Ontology annotation, molecular function: calcium ion binding. The record is from RefSeq and is a predicted model, not a curated record.